AUGGCAAGGUCUAGGAAAAACUGGAUAAAUAGUGGAGAGAAGAACACCACCUAUUUCCACACUUCUGUAACUAUAAGGAGGAGGAGAAAUAAAAUCUUGAAGUUAAAAUCUGAGGCUGGGUGUGAUAUAGAAGGAAAUGAGCUGAUUAACCAUGUGAUCAAUUAUUUUUCUAACCUCUUUACCUCAGAGAUUGAUAUACCCCUUUGCCAAACACACCACUACUUAAAUGAAAUCAACAUUGACUAUGCCACUAAUGUGGAAGAGAUUGGGAGAGCUGUGUUUGACCUAGGCCCCAUGAAAGCACCAGGGAUUGAUGGGCUACAUGCCCAUUUCUACCAAACAACACUAGGGAAGUUUAUGGAAAGACCUACUGACCACCCAGAAACCAUUAAGCAAUUUAGGCCUAUCAGUCUUUGCAAUGCCAACUAUAAGAUAGUGUCAAAAAUCCUUAUCAACAUAAUCAGACCUCACAUUAAAGAUAUGAUUUCUCAAAAUCAAAGCAGCUUCCUUCCAGGUAGAGGGUGUGAGGUAAACUAUAUUGCAGCUACUGAGAUUCUCCAUUCAAUGGAAUCAAAAAGAGGAAAGAAUGGGUGGUUUGCUCUUAAAAUUGACCUGGAAAAGGCUUAUGAUAGACUAGAAUGGAAUUUCAUUAGGUUUUGUCUAGCUAGGAAAGGUUUUGAUAAACCCUCUACUGACUUAAUCCUCAGUUGUGUAGCUUCACCUUCUACCUCUAUUAUAAUCAAUGGGAAACCUUCACCCACCUUCAAAACUUCUAGGGGUAUUAGGCAAGGGGAUCCUAUAUCCCCUUACAUCUUCAUAAUCUGCAUGGAAUAUCUAGCUGACCUAAUCUCAGAAGCCAAAAGUGGGGGACAUUGGAAACCUUUCUGUCUAAGGAAGGGAGGUUUUCCAGUAACCCACCUUAUGUUUGCUGAUGAUCUCCUGCUGUUUGGAGACACAUCACCUGCCACCCUAGCUAGCUUAAAUGAAGUGUUAGAAAAGUUUUGGGAAGAGUCAGGUCAAAAAAUGAACACUUCUAAGAGCAGAAUUUAUUUCUCCAAGCAUACUCCCCAGAACCAAAAGAACCUGUUUUGUGGAGCUCUCAAAGUUGAACCAAGUGCAGACCUAGGUAGCUAUCUAGGCUUUCCCUUAACUGAUAAGAGACCUAGGGAUGUGGAAUUAGGAGGCCUCAAUAUAAGAGCAGCAAUCAUUCAUAAUCAAGCCCAAAUGACUAAGCUUUGUUGGAAACUGAAUACUGGAAAUAACUUGGCCACCACCUUAGUCAAAGAUAAGUAUAUAACCAACAGGGUCAACCCAACUAGUUUCAAAAAAGGGUCUCACAUUUGGCAAAAUGUUGGGAAAGGGUGGGACUUGUUUAGUAAGCUAACCUCUUGGUGCAUUGGGGAUGGGACUCAUAUAAACCUUUGGCAUGACAAUUGGACAGGGAAAGGAAGUCUUAGAUCCAUAACCCAUGGACCCUUAAAUAAAGGUGAAGAGAGUAAAAUGUUAGACUCUAUCAUGAGAAAUGGUAACUGGUGUCUAAAUGAUUUGUCCUUCAUACUUCCCACCAAUAUUCUUAACUGGAUUAAGGCUAUACCCAUUCCCUUGUUUGGGGAAGAUGCCCCCUACUGCAGCCUCUCCAAUGGCCUCAAAUUCAACCUUCAAAGUGCUUAUAAUCAUGUGUGGAAUAACAAAUUCUCUGAAGCUACCCCUAGUGAAAAAUGGAGUUGUGUCUGGAAAGCAAGAUGUCCCCCAAAAAUACAAUUCUUUCUCUGGUUAAUUCUUUGGAAUAGACUUCCCACUGCCUCCCACUUAGCAAGUAGACAAAUAAUCCCAAAUGGAAAAUGCCAAUUCUGCCCACAUGACCAGGAAGAUAUUGGCCAUCUGUUCCUCUACUGCCCUAGAGCUACUGAUUUUUGGAACCAACUGGAGUUUAAUGACAAGUUCAAACAUCUGCAAAAUGAUUUUGAAAACUGGUUUUUUGAAAAUCUUAAAUGCAUCGAACCUUCAACCAUGAAUGUUCCCAAUCAAACUGUUUUUGCCUUUUCUCUAUGGAGACUGUGGAACAGAAGGAACCUAUGGACCUUUCAAAAGGAAAAUAAAAGCAUUGGACCUUGGUGUAAACAAACAAUAUGGCUGGCAAAUGAAUUUGAAACCACAGAAAAGGACACCAUAAAACAGAACAAACCAAUGCAUAUAGAGCCUCCAAUCCAGACCAAGUUUAUUGUUAAGUGUGAUGCCUCCUCUUGUACAAACAGUUUGCUUGCCUCCUAUGUUAUUGCAUGCAGAGAUGGAGAUCAAAAGUUCAUUGCUGGCAUAGCUGGAACCUUUAGCACUAUCACACCCACAGCUGCAGAAACGCAAACCAUUUUGAUGGCCAUCUCAUGGACCAUAGCCAAGAGCUGGCAGAGCACCACCAUAAUUUCAGAUUGUAAAGAAGCUGGAAUUGCUAAAUCACCAAGGAAGCCUAUACUUGAAGUUCAGAAGAAGAGAGCAACUGAUGGAGGUGGAUCACAUAGCAAGAAGGGCACGGAACCAGCUGAGUCUAUUGGAUCAGUGCAUUGA
Messenger RNA from Spinacia oleracea (spinach), 2562 nucleotides. RefSeq lists its product as uncharacterized. NCBI's taxonomy places the organism in Eukaryota, Viridiplantae, Streptophyta, Magnoliopsida, Caryophyllales, Amaranthaceae. The transcript is spliced from 4 exons. Bases 1 to 2562 code for a protein of 853 amino acids. The record is from RefSeq and is a predicted model, not a curated record.